This is a messenger RNA of Phyllotreta striolata, 1536 nucleotides long. Lineage: Eukaryota; Metazoa; Arthropoda; Insecta; Coleoptera; Chrysomelidae. The record is from the annotation of a GenBank genome assembly.
AUGGAGAAUCUGAAUUUGAUAGCAAAUAAAUCCACCGACCGCAUCGCGGAAAUAUUCUACGGUCGUACGAUAUUUAUCUCCGGUGCUACAGGCUUCGUCGGUAAAGCACUCCUUGAAAAGCUACUUCGAAUCACUCAAGUCAAGAGAAUCUACGUCCUGAUCAGGAACAAGAAAGGCAAAUCGGCCAACGAUCGGCUGCAGAACUUGUUUACAAACGUGUUAUUUGAAACUGUGUUAUCGGUGAAACCGAGCUGCACGAAAAAAUGUACAGCUAUAAACGGGGAUGUUAACGAAGUAGAUCUAGGCAUUAGCCCUGCGUACCGGCAAACAUUGAUAAACGAGGUUAAUUUCAUAUUUCACUGCGCUGCUUCAACGAGAUUCGACGAUUCUAUGAGGACUGCGUUCGUUUUGAACGUUAGAGGAACCAAGUACAUGCUUGAUUUGGCCGAGCAAUGCAAACACCUUAUGUUGUUUGUGCACAUAUCCACGGCUUAUGCGUUUCACUUGGAAGCAAAAACUUUGGAAAAGGAGUACAAAUCGGCCAUUAAUCCGCAUGAUAUUUUAAAGGAUUUAAAUUGCCUGGAUGGUUCAUUUGGAAAAAAGGAUGUAUCCGAAUUGAGCGGAGAUUUAAUUUAUUUGAGGAGGUUGCUCCAAAAGGUACCGAAUUCGUACACAUUUUCUAAAUCUUUAGCAGAAACAUUGGUUUAUGAAAAAGUCGGGAAAAUACCGAUAAUUAUUUGCAGGCCAGCAAUCGUAAUACCGUCAUACGAAGACCCUUUUCCCGGAUGGUUUAAUAACCUGCAGGGACCGAUGGGUUUAUUCGUUGCAGCAGGAAAGGGCGUGAUGAGAUCGAUUUAUAUGGAUUGCAAAACAUCCGCCAAUUUGUGCCCCAUCGAUUCAACCGUUGGUUCAAUUAUGAUGUUUUCUUGGCAUUAUCUUACUACGAAAAACUCCCCUUACAUCUUCAAUCUUUGCGUACCCCAAACAGACAUUCGAGUGACUUGGGAAGAAAUUUUAGAAGCUGGUAAGGACGUGAUCAAAACGAAGGUACCUUUUAACGGUAUAUUAUGGUACCCUGGAGGAACAAUGACCAAGAAUCGAUUAUACGACCAAUUCAAUUUCGUGUGUUUCCAACUUAUUCCAGCUUUGCUAAUAGAUUUCCUGUUGUUUCUGUUGGGUUACAAACCACUGUUGUAUAAGGUCCAAAUGAGGAUUCGUAAAGGAGGCGACAUGUUUGAAUAUUUUACCACCAAGAACUGGAGCUUCGAAACCACCAACUUGGAAACCGUAAGAGAGAAGCUCACGGACCACGAAAGAAAAUCUUACAUGGUUAAAGUGGAGAAAAUCGAUAUGAAAAAGUAUUUAACGCAAUGCAUGUUGGCUUGUCGCAGGAAUUAUCUGAAAGAAACCGACGAUACGUUGCCUGCGGCCAAACGGAACAUGAAAAUAAUGUUCUGUUUAGACCGAAUUGUCAAGAUCGGAUUCUUCGUAUUCCUGGCGUACUACAUGUUCAAAAUAUUUAAAUUUUUAUUAUAA